Molecule: messenger RNA, 372 nt
Organism: Pisolithus orientalis
Lineage: Eukaryota; Fungi; Basidiomycota; Agaricomycetes; Boletales; Pisolithaceae
Exons: 3
Coding region: 1-372 (123 amino acids)
Source: RefSeq, a predicted model, not a curated record
AUGUCAAGGACUGGGAGCAACCCAGGGCAGGUGGUUUGGGAGUGUUUCAGUAUGCAAGGACCAGGCCAAGGAACUGGGGACCAGUGUGCAGGGACCAAGUGGGGUUGUGCUGAGGGCACUGGAGUGGCAAUAGACAGGGGUUUGGAAGAGAGUAGGUUAGACUUCCCAAGUCUACAGGGGUACAUGGUGUGGGCCAGGGCCAUCAAGAGGAGUACUGGAUGGGUAGUACUCCUACUACCACCCCAGUUGUGGCAAGACUGGUUCCAGAAAGCUUUUGCAAGGCCAGGAAAAGCUUUAAAACUGGAGAUACCAGACCAGCAGGGCAGGCUGGCUUGGUACAGGGAUAGUAAGGAGUGUUGGAGCCAAAAGUAA